Messenger RNA from Amphibalanus amphitrite, 534 nucleotides. RefSeq names its product homeobox protein MSX-2-like. The transcript has 3 exons. The coding region runs from base 1 to 534 and encodes 177 amino acids. The record is from RefSeq and is a predicted model, not a curated record. Gene Ontology annotation, biological process: regulation of DNA-templated transcription. Lineage: Eukaryota; Metazoa; Arthropoda; Thecostraca; Balanomorpha; Balanidae. Gene Ontology annotation, molecular function: DNA binding; DNA-binding transcription factor activity, RNA polymerase II-specific.
AUGAGUGGCGCCGACCCGCACCGGUCGUUCCUGAUCAGAGACAUCCUGGGGCGGAGAGAUGAGGCGAAGGAGGAGCAGGAGGAAGAGGACGCCAUGGCCGCCGCCUCCGCUGAGGAUGGCGCAAACGAGGAUUUCGGUACACGUCGGACGGCGUUCAGCCACGGUCAGCUGGCCUUCCUCGAGAGGCGGUUCCGCGUACAAAAGUACCUCUCCGUGGCGGACCGAGCCGAGGUGGCCGACACACUCACACUCACCGAGACACAGGUCAAAACCUGGUACCAGAACAGACGAACAAAAUGGAAGCGGCAGAACCAGCUGCGUCUGGAGCAGUUACGUCAUCAUCCCAGUAUGACGUCACAGGGCGACAAGCCGGCCGGCAGCUACCACAGCCUGCUGCUGGACAUCCAGUCGGCGGCAGCGGCAGCUGCGGCAGCUGCAGCUGCCCAGGGCGGCUGUCUGCUGCCGACCUCGGCAGCGCCCGCCGUCUUCCCCGCCCUGCAGUUUCUACCGACCAGCUCUGGACACGUGCAGUAG